GAACCUAAGGAGGAGGUGUCGAGUUUGUGCGACUCCUUUCUUUGCUUACAUACAUACACACACAAACGUUAAUGUAGAACUUUGCGGGAUUUUUAUUUGAUCAGUAUGACCGAGAGCUCCGCAAACAAGACGGUGAAUGGGGAAGUUUGUCAUCGCGCUACAAACGGCAUAAAACCGGGGAGGAAUGGCUUGGUGAAGAAUCAUUACCUCUAUCAGCAGCAGCAAAAGUACUGCCAUCCCGACGAGAAGGUCUACCAUGUCGCCUGCAAUGGAGGAUUGUACAGCAGACCCUUCAAUGAAUCAUUUGAGGAGACUCCCAUGCUGGUUGCUGUCCUCACGUACAUGGGUUAUGGCAUCCUUACAAUCUUUGGAUACCUCAGGGACUUCUUGAGGGACUGGAAAAUCGAAAAGUGCCAUAUUGCCAGAGAAAGAGAGGAACAAAGGGAUUUUGUGCCACUUUAUCAGGAUUUUGAAAACUUUUACACAAGGAAUUUAUACAUGCGAAUUCGGGACAGCUGGAACCGACCCAUAUGCAGUGUUCCGGGGGCCAAGGUGGACCUGGUGGAGCGAGUGUCCCGUGACUACAACUGGACUUUUGACUACACAGGGAAAGUGGUGAAAGAUGUCAUCAAUAUGGGCUCCUACAACUACCUGGGCUUUGCUGAGAACACCGGGGUGUGUGCUGAUGCUGCAGCCGAGGUGACCACAAAGUACGGAGUCGGCGUGGGCAGCACUAGGCAAGAGAUGGGGAAUUUGGACAGGCAUGAAGAACUGGAGAAGUUGGUAGCAAAAUUCCUGGGAGUGGAAUCCGCCAUGGCCUUUGGCAUGGGUUUCGCAACCAACUCCAUGAACAUUCCAGCUCUCACUGGCAAGGGCUGUCUGAUCUUGAGUGAUGAGCUGAACCACGCCUCUCUGGUCCUGGGAGCCAGACUUUCAGGGUCCACCAUCCGUGUUUUCAAGCACAACAAUAUGCAGAGUUUGGAGAAGCUCCUGAGAGAUGCUAUCGUUCACGGGCAGCCGCGCACUCACCGGCCCUGGAAGAAGAUCCUCAUCCUGGUAGAGGGCAUCUACAGCAUGGAGGGCUCCAUUGUUCGGCUUCCUGAAGUCAUUGCUCUGAAGAAGAAGUACAAAGCCUACCUGUACCUGGACGAGGCGCACAGCAUCGGAGCGCUGGGUCCCAAUGGGAGAGGGGUGGUGGACUACUUCGGGCUGGACUCCAGGGAUGUGGACAUUAUGAUGGGGACCUUUACCAAGAGCUUUGGGGCAGCGGGAGGAUACAUUGGAGGGAAGAAGGAGCUCAUAGAUUAUCUCCGCACACAUUCUCACAGUGCUGUCUAUGCCACGUCCAUGUCACCCCCUGUGGUGGAACAAAUCAUCACUUCUAUGAAGUGCAUUAUGGGAGAGGAUGGAACCACUAUUGGUCGUGAUCGAGUCCAGCAGCUGGCAGAAAACACAACAUACUUCCGCAGAAAACUCCAAGAGAUGGGCUUCAUCAUCUACGGGAACGACGACUCCCCUGUGGUGCCUAUGAUGCUGUAUAUGCCUGCCAAAAUCGGUGCAUUUGGGCGGGAGAUGCUGAAGAGAAACAUUGGUGUGGUGGUGGUCGGGUUCCCCGCCACGCCGAUCAUCGAAUCCAGAGCUCGAUUCUGCAUCUCAGCAGCACAUACCAAAGAGAUGCUGGACAUGGCAUUAAGCGUGAUCAGCGAGGUGGGUGACUUAUUGCAGCUGAAGUAUUCCCGACACAGAAUACUUCCCUCGCUGGACCGGCCCUUUGAUGAGACCACAUACGAAGAGAGCGAAGAUUGAAUGUCUUCCACACCAACCAAAUGUGCACUGCUCGUCUGAAGCACUCAGUGAAAAGUCACAGAACCACUUAAUAUAUAAGCCCCUUUCAUCCUCCUUAUUUUAACACAUGGAGCUCCUGAUGGCACAGAAGUGUCCAGGCAGAAAAACGGUUUUAACUUUUUUGAUUUUCGUCUGAGGCGUAGUGUUGGGUUUUGUUCUUAACUUAUUGUGGCGUUCAGGUUUUUUUUUUUUGGAAAAUUUCUUCAGCUGACAUCUGGUCAGUCUGUUUGAAUGCUAUUCUGUUAAUACCAUAUCUUAUUUGAUGACGCAAACUCUUUUGUGCAAUAUGAACAUUUUGGAACCUCCUCGGCUGAGAUUUAUGAAAAAAAAAAAAAAAAUCAGAAAAGGCAAAAAUGACUGCAAAACUAUUUUUAUAAUUGAAACAAACUUGAAACACAUCCAUGUUGAAAUUACUAUUAGCUGAGGUCCCCCUCGAUCAAAAAAAUAGAUUAAGGUUUUUCUUUCUCCAAAUGAAUGCAAAUGUGCUUGUAUGUUAUAUCAGAUAUCAGAUUGCCAGUAGUUUUAGCUUUGGGGUUUGUUUUUGUUAUAGUUGUGUUUUAUAUGCACUUCUGACUUUCUGCCAGGACCAUUGUCUUACUUGAACCAAGGCAUUAUCUUCCUUGCUUUACCAAAGUAUUCAUUUUACCUAGGGUUACUUUACAUAGGGUAAUGUCAAGGCAAUAGACUUCUCUGUGAACCUUGUGAACAGCCAUACGCAAGUGUCAGAAUAGCUUUCCAAAUGAUUCCAGUUACAUCUUUUUGAAAAUUGCUAAGAUCUUGUCCUGUGAUCUGUUUUCUUUGAAAAGGUGGUAUAAAGUAUAUUUCUGUAGGGGACAGAUAAGUUCAAAGUGCAAUCCUUGCGAUUAACUCUUAAGCUUCCUCUUCUGUCAGGAAGAGUUUUCUUCUGUGUCUUAAUUUUUAUA
Messenger RNA from Megalops cyprinoides (Indo-Pacific tarpon), 2768 nucleotides. RefSeq names its product serine palmitoyltransferase, long chain base subunit 2a (gene sptlc2a). The transcript is spliced from 12 exons. Gene Ontology annotation, biological process: sphingosine biosynthetic process; ceramide biosynthetic process. Gene Ontology annotation, molecular function: pyridoxal phosphate binding; serine C-palmitoyltransferase activity. Gene Ontology annotation, cellular component: serine palmitoyltransferase complex. The record is from RefSeq and is a predicted model, not a curated record. NCBI's taxonomy places the organism in Eukaryota, Metazoa, Chordata, Actinopteri, Elopiformes, Megalopidae. Bases 106 to 1806 code for a protein of 566 amino acids.